AUGGAAAAUAUUAAAAACUCGGAAUGGAUUUUAUUAGUGCUUCUUAUGCUUUACAUUGUGAUGGCUCCUGGGACUAAAGUUGAAGAAAGUUUUAAUGUGCAAGCAAUUCACGAUUUACUGUACCAUCGUCUUAACAUUUCAGCGUAUGAUCACCAUGAAUUCCCUGGCGUCGUUCCACGGACUUUUAUUGGUCCCUUAGCUCUCAGCUUUGUCCUUCUUCCAUUUAUAGACAUAUGCAACCACUUUAAUGUUUCGAAAUUAUGGGUUUUGUUUACAGUCGAUACGGGUAUCCCUGGCCGAGAUCUUUGCCUGGAGUACUGUUUCCAGUAUGGUUUAAAUCAGUUAAGAUUAUUGCUUUCUGGUUUAGAAUUUUUAAGUGGUUCUGGCUAA
Molecule: messenger RNA, 390 nt
Organism: Enterobius vermicularis (human pinworm)
Lineage: Eukaryota; Metazoa; Nematoda; Chromadorea; Rhabditida; Oxyuridae
Source: the annotation of a GenBank genome assembly